Molecule: messenger RNA, 509 nt
Organism: Soboliphyme baturini
Lineage: Eukaryota; Metazoa; Nematoda; Enoplea; Dioctophymatida; Soboliphymatidae
Source: the annotation of a GenBank genome assembly
UUGUUUCAGGGUGAGGUCGCCAAUAAGCCAAUUCCCAGACGCUGCGUCCUGCGUAAGUCGGAACCAAGCGACGAAUAUGGGUUCAAUUUACAUGCUGAGAACGGCAAGGGUCAUUUUAUUGGUACCGUUGAUCCGGAUUCAAUAGCUCAGAAAUCGGGACUGGAAGAAGGCCAGCGAAUCGUAGGCGUCAAUGGCAGUCUGGUCUUCGUUGACACCCCUCACAAGGAGGUGGUGAAGUUGAUUAAACAACAGCCGGCAUCAGUGGAGCUUCUGGUUGCCUCACCGGCUGUCGACGAGUGGUACAAAGAUCACCAUGCUGAAUAUUCUUUCAGUAUGGCCGAAAAUUAUCCGGAUACGAGUGCUUUCGCUGAUUCAACAGAUGCCGUUUCAAACGUUGAGCAGUUAGAAACGCAUGUGUCUGAGAUGGCAGUUAACAAUGCAAGUGAAGAAAACGGCAUCGUUCCAUCAGGUGAUCACGAACAAGAGGUAAUUUUGCGUAAUUUAUAGUA